Cyphellophora europaea CBS 101466 is the source of this 1035-nucleotide messenger RNA. RefSeq lists its product as uncharacterized. The record is from RefSeq and is a predicted model, not a curated record. Bases 1 to 1035 code for a protein of 344 amino acids. Gene Ontology annotation, molecular function: oxidoreductase activity, acting on the CH-OH group of donors, NAD or NADP as acceptor. The transcript has 2 exons. Lineage: Eukaryota; Fungi; Ascomycota; Eurotiomycetes; Chaetothyriales; Cyphellophoraceae.
AUGAGCUCCAUCACUGAAAGAGCCAUCCCUGUCGGAUCACUAGUCCUUGUCUCCGGAGCCAACGGCUUCAUUGCCAGUCACGUCGUCGACCAACUGCUCCAAGCUGGGUAUCGAGUCAGAGGAACGGUUCGCAGCUUGGAGAGAGCAGCUUGGGUAAAGACCUUCUUCGGGGAAAAGUAUGGACAGGAUCAGAUUGAACUCGUCGAAGUGCCCAAUAUGGCAGAUCGUGGGGCGUUUGAUAUUGCCGUACAAGGCGCAUCAGGCAUUUGUCACGUCGCAACCCCCGUCAUGCAGGCCUUGGACCCCAACAUUGGAGUUCCCACGGUGAUCAACGGCGCUCUGAACAUGCUGACUGCCGCAGCGAAAGAGCCAGGCAUCGAACGGGUCGUCAUAACAUCAUCCUCGACUGCUGCCUCGGCACCGAAGCCGAACCUCGAGUUCGUGAUCGACAAGGAUACCUGGAAUGACGAGGAUGUAGAAGCCGCUUGGCAGCCCCCGCCAUACGAAGGUGUGGCUCGGAAGCUUGCAGUGUACUCUGCAAGUAAGAUGCAAUCCGAGCAAGCAGCGUGGAAAUGGAUGAACGAAAACAACCCAGCCUUCGUGCUGAACACGGUGCUGCCCAAUGCAAAUGUUGGGAAAAUCCUGAGCCCAGAAAACCAGGGGACGCCAAGUACCGUCGGAUGGUUGCGAGCUCUUUGGGACGAUUUCGCGGGACACGAGGACUUGAAACAGAAUCCACCACAGUACUUCAUAAAUGUUCAGGACAACGCCCGUGUCCAUGUUGCAGCUCUGAUCUGUCCUGAUGUUAAGAGGGAACGGUUAUUUGCAUUCGCCUAUCCAUACAACUGGAAUGACAUGCUCGCGGUCUUCAGGAAGCUUUAUCCAAAGCACAAAUUCGUCGAUGACUAUCCUGACCUUGGCCGCGAUCUUAGCAAGGUAGCGAAUGGACGCGCCGAGGAGUUGGUCAAACGGUUCGAUCGCCCAGGAUGGACCGGGCUUGAGCAGUCUUUGAAGGAUGCGAUCUUCUGGGCCUAG